Molecule: messenger RNA, 1650 nt
Organism: Nomia melanderi (Alkali bee)
Lineage: Eukaryota; Metazoa; Arthropoda; Insecta; Hymenoptera; Halictidae
Biological process (GO): signal transduction
Cellular component (GO): Golgi apparatus
Source: RefSeq, a predicted model, not a curated record
UCCGGUAGGAGCGCUGUCGUUUUGCGUCAAUGUUUACUAUUCGUUUCCGGUUUAUGUCGUAGCUUAACGACGUUCUUCAUUUUUCAUUAUACGUCCUCCUUUUGCGAUAAGUGUAGAUUUACGUACGUUGUAUAUAUCGCGUUAGAAGAUUUUUCGUGUAGUAAACAAUAUAGUAACGUGGAUUACAACUUAACAGAAAUGGCGACCGCUGUACCCUCAAGAUUCGCGAUAUUGAGUCUCGAUGAUGACGAUUGUGAGCCAAAGAAAACCCAGAAGAGUGUUAGCGCUAGCAAGACAACUCAAAAAGCAAAAAAUAUCAAAUCGAAGCAACAGCAACAGCCGAAGAAGGAUGACAAGAAAAAACAAAACAAGGGGAAAAAGAAAAAACCUAACAAGAAUAAUAAUGAAAACCAACAAUGGGAACAGUGGAAAGAAAAAGAUACAAUGGCUAUCGAGGAAACGUUUGAGCAAGAGUUGCAUCAAGCCAUUUUGCUGUCAAAGCUUGCUUAUGAAGAGCAGCUAGUAAGCGUGGGUAAGUCAGAAAAAGAACAAGAACCAAAUAAGAAAUCAGGAAAAAAGUCUAAAAAGGCUACUAUGUCGUUGGAAGAAUUCAAUAGCAUGGGAUCAAAUAAUGUACAAAUUACGGUCAUACCUUCAGACUGUGGGGAUUCAAAACCUAAAGAUUUGGAUAAAGAAUUUUUUGAUGCGGUAGAAAAGGAAACAAAAAAGGAAAUAACAAAAGAAAAGGAGAAGGAUAUAUUGAGAACAAGAUUAAAACGAAUUGACGAUGAAAUCACUUCUGCUCAGUUGAGGGUAGAAGUGGAAAAACGUGAUGAAAUUAUAAAUGAAUUAAGAACUGAAGUUGAAAAUUUGAAGAAGGAGUUGACUCAAGUUAAAGAAAGGAACAAAAAGCUAUAUCAAAUAUUAUCUCAUGGAGAAAUGAAAGAUAAGGCGUCAGUGUUAGCAGAAGUAGCUAAAUUACAAGAAAUAAGAGACGAAUUAACAUCAGAAGUAGCAUCUUUACAUGCGCAAUUAGAACAAGAAAGGUCCAAAACACGUACUUCUAGUGCAGAUGUCAAACCAUCCAAGCAAACUAAUAAGAAGAGGCCGGCUAGUGAAAAUGCCUAAACUACAGAAUAAUUUUGUUGAACGUAAAAACUGAAACAUUGUGAUCUACAAAACUUAAUUUACCGCUAUUAAUUAUUUUACAUAACUGAUUAGUUAACAGUCUCAAGACUGAUGUAUAAUUGUUAAAGCUUAAGAUCUCAUGAUAUUAUAUAUCACAUUCAAUUUCUAAACAUAUAAAUCAAUUUCUUAAGUGACUUUUUUAGAGCAUACAGGGGAAACAUAGUUAUGCUCAUACUUUUUCUAUACAGUGCAUUUUCAUUUAUGAUUUAAGUCUUUUACUUGGGCACAUAAUUUCCAAAAAUAUUGUUUUUUUUAUGAAUUUCUUGGGCAAUAAUUAUUUCACAAAUAAGAAAUAAUAUUGCAGUAAAGUUUAGAGAUAAAGCUGCUGCAGUACUACUUCCAAUAUAAAAACGUGGUAGUGAGCAUUAUCUUCCAGGUUUUGUGAAAACUUUAUGUUAAAAUAGGUCAGUGAGUAAGAUACACGUUAUUUUAAUCGUUUUGUAAUAAAUAUAUUUUACAGUA